CUUCUCACAAACACGCGGGAAGAAUAUAGAGAGAGGACAGGAAAAGCACGGAGUCACAUUGAAAAGUGGAGACACUGGCGCGCCGGUUUAGGAGAAGAGAGCGCACCAGCCACAGGACCUGGACAUGAUCGUCUCGAGAGUGCUUCCCCGGCUCAGUGUGCUCUGCAGGUUGUCUGGUUCAUAUCAGUACCAGUACAAGGCGCUCUGCAGUGCUGUGCAGUAUUGCCGCUCUGCCAGCUUUGUGACUAAUCAUGCACAAAGAUAUUUUACAUCAGCUGCUGACAACAAACAGCCUCCUAAACUAUGGACAGUGCUAGAGCCAGAAUUAGAGGAGGUCCUCGUCCCCAGAAAAUUGGCGGUUUCUCCUUUAGAAAGCUGGCUUUCACUACGUUACUCGCUACCUCCACUUAUAGAGGCCGCAGUCCCUCUGGAGGAAGGGGAGCUGGUAGAGGAGGCUGUGGUGUUGCCUCCUUCUGCUGUGCCGUUGAUGGAAGAUAGUGAAAUCUCAACACCAUUGAGCUGUAAGAAUGUGCUAGAGAUCCGGCGACGGAAGAUGAACAGACACAAAUACAAGAAGCUGCUCAAACGAACCAAAUUCCUGAGGAGGAGGAUAAAGGAAGGCCGACGGAAGAGAAAGCAGAAUCGGUUUGAAAGGGAUCUGACAAGAAUCUGGAGGCGAGCUGGACUGAAAAAGGCCCCAGAAGGAUGGACCACACCCAAAAUCUAUGUCAAACAUCAUCAGCCCAAAGGGGGCUAAUUAGUGGGAAAAUGCAUUGCUGUUGUGUAAAAUGAUUUGUUCAGAGCUGGUCUUUAAGGCCGUCAGUUUUCCAGGCUGCAUCUGGAGCAGAAGCGUGUGACUGGACUGUGUGAAUGAAUGAACUUUUCUGACUUUAUAUAAUGUUAUUACAUAAAUAAACAGGUCCUUAAUCACCUCA
This is a messenger RNA of Pygocentrus nattereri (red-bellied piranha), 935 nucleotides long. It is a transcript of the gene aurkaip1, whose product is annotated as aurora kinase A interacting protein 1. The record is from RefSeq and is a predicted model, not a curated record. Gene Ontology annotation, biological process: mRNA processing. Gene Ontology annotation, cellular component: mitochondrion. NCBI's taxonomy places the organism in Eukaryota, Metazoa, Chordata, Actinopteri, Characiformes, Serrasalmidae. The coding region runs from base 125 to 757 and encodes 210 amino acids. The transcript is spliced from 4 exons.